Hyaloscypha bicolor E is the source of this 1178-nucleotide messenger RNA. Its product is annotated as S-adenosyl-L-methionine-dependent methyltransferase. The record is from RefSeq and is a predicted model, not a curated record. NCBI's taxonomy places the organism in Eukaryota, Fungi, Ascomycota, Leotiomycetes, Helotiales, Hyaloscyphaceae. Gene Ontology annotation, molecular function: methyltransferase activity. The transcript has 5 exons. Bases 83 to 1132 code for a protein of 349 amino acids.
AUCCCACAAUCUGUUCCUCAAUUGCUUUUCUUCAUGAUUCCUCUUCCUCGCCGUUUGGGGCUCCAAGUGAAGCAGGCUUGAGAUGUCAUCUCCAACCAAGGGCGAAACCCCAGAGCAAGGCGGCACUCACAAAGCAGCAUCGCCUGCUUCACAACCGGAGCAUGGCGAAGACACGAUUGAGGCGGCCGACGGGGAUGAUGAAGACGCGGGAUACUGCACAGACGAAGCCAGCAGCAUCUCAACCUCGCUCUCUUCCAGCGUACGAGACUUCGCCUUCGAGAAUGGAAGAAGAUACCACAAAUUCCGUGAAGGGACCUAUCAAUUUCCUAACGAUGAGCCAGAGCAGGCUCGUGAGGAUAUGAAGCACGCGAUGAUUGUCAAUAUUUGCGACGGAAGACUGCAUUAUGCGCCUCUUGAAAAUCUGCAACAGGUUUUGGAUCUUGGGACCGGGACGGGAAUUUGGUGCAUAGACAUGGGAGACGAAUAUCCGGGUGCCUCAAUACUAGGGAUCGAUCUAAGCCCGAUACAACCUAACUGGGUUCCGCCGAAUGUCAAAUUCAUGGUCGAUGAUUUCGAGAGUCCGUGGCUUCAAGGGGAGAACCAUUUUGAUUUCGUUCACGCUCGAGCGAUAGCGCCUAUCACAAAAGAUCUGCCCAAAGUGCUUUCGGAGGCCUAUCGUACCAUAAAACCUGGCGGGUGGAUUGAGUUUCAAGAGCAACAGUUCCACGCACUCUGUGACGAUGGCACCAUGCCAGAAAAUUAUCUACUCAAUGAAUGGUGGGAACAUUUGGGGAAGGGUUUAGCAGUAUUCGGGCGAGAUCUCGCGGCCGUGUUGAAGACGGCACAGCACUUAACAGAUGCCGGCUUCAUCAAUGUUGAAGAAAGGGUGGUCAAACUUCCAAUUGGUCCGUGGGCCAAGGACAAGAAGUUGAGAACGGUCGGGCUCUAUUCCCGGGCCUCGAUCGAAGAUGGACUUGAGGGUCUCAGCUUAGGCCCAAUGGCAAGAGGACUUGGCUGGUCACCAGACGAAGUUCGUGUUUACCUGGUCGGUGUGCGGAAGGCACUGAUGGAUAGGUCGAUUCAUUCCUACAUGACAUUUCAUGUGAUUUACGGACAGAAGCCACCCAGCUGAACUGCUCGACGGAAAGUGGACAUGGCUUGCAGAGGAAUGUUUUCCU